AUGGACUUAAGACAGGUAUUUACUGUAGAUCUUCUAGAAAGAUAUGCAGCAAAAGGUCAUGGAGUUAUUACUUGUAUGGCAUCUGGAAACGAUGUCAUUGUUCUAGGAACUAGUACUGGAUGGCUAAUCAGGCAUGACUUUGGUGGUGGUGAUUCUUAUGAUACUGAUCUCUCCACUGGUCGAGCUGGGGAGCAAUCCAUCCACAGAGUUUUUGUUGAUCCUGGUGGGAGUCAUUGUAUAGCCACUGUUAUUGGCACAGGAGGUUCUGAUACAUAUUACAUGCAUGCAAAAUGGUCAAAGCCCAGGGUUUUGGUCAAACUCAGGGGCCUUGUAGUCAAUGCUGUUGCCUGGAACAGACAACAGAUAACAGAAGCUUCCACACGAGAGGUUAUACUUGGCACACAAAAUGGCCAACUUUAUGAAAUUGCUGUUGAUGAGAAAGAUAAGAGGGAGAAAUACGUAAAAUUUCUAUUUGAGCUAUCUGAAUUCCCAGUGCCUUUCGAGGGUUUGCAGAUGGAAACAGCUAGCUCAAACAAUGGAACUAGAUACUAUAUUAUGGCUGUAACUUCAACAAGACUUUAUUCAUUUACUGGUAUUGGAUUGCUUGAGACAAUCUUUGCAAGUUAUGUAGAACGUGCAGUGCAUUUUAUGGAGCUUCCUGGAGAAAUACCAAAUAGUGAGUUGCAUUUCUUUAUUAAGCAAAGAAGAGCAGUGCAUUUUGCUUGGCUUUCUGGAGCUGGUAUUUAUCAUGGUGGUCUCAAUUUUGGAGCACAAAACAGAACCCCAAAUGGGGAUAUAAAUUUUGUGGAGAACAAGGCUCUUUUGAGCUAUUCAAAGUUAAGUGAUGGUGGGGAAGUGGUUAAACCUAGUUCUAUUGCACUUUCAGAAUUCCACUUUUUGCUCCUAAUUGGAAACAGGGUCAAAGUUGUAAAUAGAAUUAGUGAGCAAAUUGUUGAAGAACUUCAGUUUGAUCAAACUUCAGAGACAGCAUCAAAAGGGAUCAUUGGGCUUUCUAUUGAUGCAUCUGCUGGCUUGUUUUAUGCAUAUGAUGAAAACUCAAUCUUUCAGGUGUCUGUAACUGAUGAAGGGAGAGAUAUGUGGAAAGUGUAUCUAGACCUGAAGGAAUAUGCUGCUGCUUUAGCAAAUUGCUCUGAUCCUUUCAAGAGAGACCAAGUAUACUUAGUACAGGCUGAAGCUGCUUUUUCAUCAAAGGACUUCUUUAGAGCAGCAUCAUUUUUUGCUAAAAUAAACUAUGCAUUGUCAUUUGAAGAGAUUACAUUGAAGUUUAUAGGCAUAGGGGAACAGGAUGCAUUAAGGACAUUUUUGUUGAGGAAGCUUGAUAGUCUUGUGAAAGAUGAUAAAUGUCAAAUAAUGAUGAUAUCUACAUGGGCCACUGAACUCUACCUCGACAAGAUCAAUAGACUACUACUGGAAGAUGAUUCGCCAGAUAAGCGUAAUUCAGAAUACCAAUCUAUCAUCAUGGAAUUUCGUGCUUUUCUCAGUGAUAGUAAAGAUGUGUUGGAUGAAGCAACUACAAUGACACUGCUUGAAAGCUAUGGUAGAGUUGAUGAAUUGGUAUAUUUCGCUAGUCUAAAAGAACAACACGAAAUUGUCAUUCAUCACUACAUUCAGCAAGGAGAAGCAAAGAGAGCAUUAGAUGUACUUCAAAAACCAGGUGUUUCUGUUGAUCUUCAGUAUAAAUUUGCUCCAGAUCUGAUAAUGCUUGAUGCAUAUGAAACUGUUGAGUCAUGGAUGACAAGGAAUGACUUGAAUCCAAGAAAGCUUAUUCCUGCAAUGAUGUCUUAUUCAAGUGAACCCCAUGCAAAGAAUGAAACCCAUGAAGUAAUUAAGUAUUUGGAAUAUUGUGUGCACCGGUUGCAAAAUGAAGAUCCAGGUGUUCAUAACCUCUUGCUCUCUCUAUACGCAAAAAAGGAAGACGAUAGCGCCCUUCUGCGAUUCUUACAAUGCAAAUUUGGUAAAGGACGAUCUAACGGCCCAGAUUUCUUCUAUGAUCCUAAAUACGCGUUGCGUCUUUGCCUCAAAGAAAAGCGUAUGCGCGCAUGUGUCCAUAUUUACAGCAUGAUGUUUAUGCAUGAAGAAGCUGUGGCACUUGCUCUUCAGGUUGACCCCGAGCUAGCCAUGGCUGAAGCAGACAAAGUGGAAGACGAUGAAGACUUGAGAAAGAAGCUUUGGCUUAUGGUUGCCAAACAUGUUGUUGAACAGGAAAAGGGCACAAAAAGAGAGAACAUUCGAAAGGCAAUUGCAUUUUUAAAGGAAACCGAUGGUUUGUUAAAGAUUGAAGAUAUCUUACCUUUCUUUCCAGAUUUCGCACUAAUUGAUGACUUCAAGGAAGCGAUUUGUUCGUCUUUAGAGGAUUAUAACCAGCAAAUUGAGAAACUGAAAGAGGAGAUGAACGAUGCGACACAUGGAGCAGAUAAUAUAAGAAAUGACAUCAGUGCCCUUGCUCAAAGAUAUGCAGUUGUUGAUCGCGAUGAGGAAUGCGGGGUUUGUCGGAGGGUAAUUUUGUCCGCAGGGGCGGAUUAUCGAAUUUCAAGAGGUUAUACAACAAUGGGGCCCCUGUCCCCUUUCUACGUGUUCCCAUGUGGACAUGCAUUUCAUGCACAAUGUCUUGUUGCCCAUGUUACCAAAUGUACUGACCCAAGUCAAGCUGAGCAUAUACUGGAUCUUCAAAAGCAACUGACUUUAAUGAGUAUUGAGCCGAAUGUAAAUGUAAAUGUAAAUGGCGGGUUAAAUGGUGUUGCUGAUGACUCCAUCACAAGUGUGGCUCCUGUUGAUAAGAUUCGAUCAGAAUUGGAUGAUGCAAUAGCGAGUGAAUGUCCAUUUUGUGGGGAUUUAAUGAUAAGUGAGGUUUCAAAGCCAUUUGUUUCGCCUGAGGAAAUAUAUUUGGCUUCUUCAUGGGAUAUUAUGUCCAAGAAUGUUGGACCUGAGAAGGGCAUUUCUUUUGUCGUAUAGAACACACCAUGAGUUUUUUAAUUUUUUUAAUUUUGUGUGUGUGUGAUGUGUUUCUUUCAUUUGUGUCGAUAUGUAGUGUGGGUUUUACCUAAUAGAAAUAUAUAAACACCAUGAUAAUUAUUGUUCCUAACAUGUUAUUUAACCUGAGUUGUAUUUUGAGUUUUUAAGGC
Molecule: messenger RNA, 3143 nt
Organism: Lactuca virosa
Lineage: Eukaryota; Viridiplantae; Streptophyta; Magnoliopsida; Asterales; Asteraceae
Source: the annotation of a GenBank genome assembly